Penicillium antarcticum is the source of this 969-nucleotide messenger RNA. RefSeq names its product putative extracellular SCP domain protein Pry1. The transcript has 2 exons. Gene Ontology annotation, cellular component: extracellular region. The coding region runs from base 1 to 969 and encodes 322 amino acids. Lineage: Eukaryota; Fungi; Ascomycota; Eurotiomycetes; Eurotiales; Aspergillaceae. The record is from RefSeq and is a predicted model, not a curated record.
AUGCUCCAACCAAAACCCUUCGCUUCCACCAGAUGGCUGGCCAUUUCCCUCUUAUUCACCCUUCUCUCAAUACAAAGCACAAAAGCCGAAGAAGAAACGGUCUGGGUAACAGUACUGGCAACGGAAACAGCACACACAACCCCAACAGCACCAACACCCGCAUCAUAUACCUCCUUCAGCAAAUUCAAGGAUGCGGUGCUAGAAAUGUCAAAUGAAUAUCGUGCCUCUCACGACGCAGAACCACUCAAGUGGAAUGAUACUCUAGCUGAGUAUUCAAAGAAUUGGGCAGAUGCUUGUGUAUGGAAGCAUUCGGACGGUCCGUAUGGCGAGAAUCUAGCCUACGGCUAUGGAAAUGCCUCGGCAGCCGUCAUCGCCUGGGGCGACGAAGGCGCCAUGUACAACUUCGGUAAACCAACCGGGUUUACAGAGGAGACAGGACAUUUCACACAGCUUGUUUGGAAGGCAACGACGCAGGUUGGGUGUGCGGCUGUGAACUGUGGGUAUACGCAUGACAAUGACAAGCGGGUCGUUGAUGUUGAUGUUGAUGUCGACGGUAAUGUCAGCAAUGGAAUUGGAAACGAGACUGGAGAGUCGGAUGAGCAUGGCUUGGCUAGCAUGAAUGUUAUUGCUCGUGGGGAUGAAAAGGGAAGCCCGCGCGCUCAGGGGUGGUAUGUUGUUUGCGAGUAUACGCCUGCUGGAAAUGUGGUUGGGGAGCAUGAUUCUUAUUUCAAGAAAAAUGUUGUGCCUCAGGUGAGAGAUAUGGCGUCGGGAACCUCUACUUCUACAUCGUCUUCUUCCACGACGACUAGCGCCGGGGAGACGUCUCCAUCGGAGAAUGCGGCGACUUCUACUACUGGGGGUCAGAGCCAACCGAGUGGUGGAGCGAUUAGGUUUGGGCUUGACUCGAAGCUGGGGAUGAUGCUUGUUGCUUUGGGAACGGUGGGGAUUGGCAUGGGGCUUUAUACAUGA